Molecule: messenger RNA, 204 nt
Organism: Blepharisma stoltei
Lineage: Eukaryota; Ciliophora; Heterotrichea; Heterotrichida; Blepharismidae
Source: the annotation of a GenBank genome assembly
AUGAUAUUCAAUUCGAACCAAAAUACCUUUAUUAAAGACUAUUUGCUAGAUUUUUCGAAUAGUUUUAAAAAUGUUAUUAUUGAGCCAAACUCAAAUAUAAAUGACAUUGUUGGCAGAAUAGCUGUCCCAUUGGGCUCUACAAUGUAUUAUAUUUUUGGAGAUGAAGCUCAUAGCUCUUCUAUCCAGCAAGCUCUUAUUGAAUAA